Molecule: messenger RNA, 3820 nt
Organism: Bactrocera oleae (olive fruit fly)
Lineage: Eukaryota; Metazoa; Arthropoda; Insecta; Diptera; Tephritidae
Product: carboxylic ester hydrolase
Molecular function (GO): serine hydrolase activity
Source: RefSeq, a predicted model, not a curated record
CAACGCUGACGUCUGCUUAGUCGCAGGUGAGUAACGGAGUUGGGCUGUGGACAAAACGCGCAUGCGCAUCGAAAUCGAGAGUGAAAAGUGAAAUUACUAAACGUAAAAUUAGCAGAAAAUUGUGAGCGGAAGUGAAAAGCGUAGAAAACCGUUUAUGCAACGAAAAAAGUGCAGUGACUUACAAUAAAAGGGUUGAAAAGUUUAGCGCAAGCAAAAAAGUUCCUAUAUAAUCGAACGCUGAUCAUUGUAUUCGGUAACCUAGUGUUACAUAAAGUGCAUCAACACACACACACACACGUGCAUUUUAUGCUCUCUGCAAGCAUACUAUGUAUGCCACCAAACUAACCGGCUGACCGAGUGCCCAGUCGAGCACAAUUCACCACAAAACUGGCUAAUAGACAAAGCAUUCAAUCCGCGAAACGACUCGUUCGCCAGCGUCGUUUACCAAGCCAUUCAACUCGGCGCGCUCUUCAAUCGUUACAGUCAAUAUGAAAUGCCGUUGCAUUACCGACUUUGUUGUUGUGGCCGUUGUCAUUGCGGCGGCUAGUGGUCUCAUUGUGUUCGCCAUUGCCACGCAGAAUUCCAACCGGCGAAUGGAGCGAAAGUUGGCGGCGCAUGAAACCAAUUUGACGCAAAUCACAGAACUGUUAAUGCUAAUUGGUACAACAACAACAACAACAACCACAACAAUGAGAUCAAAGCCAACAGAAAGCGACAUAACAGUGUCAACGACCGAGCAACCAGGAAGUAGCGAUGUAAGAGAUACAACAACAACAGUGCAGCCAGCGUUGGCAGAGUUUGGCGUCGCGCCGGCGUAUGAGCAACCUAGAAUUAGUACAGCGGGUGCAUUGAACGCCACAGCAACAAUAGUAACGAGAGCAGCUGUGCGCACCAGAAAAAUACCGGCAUAUAUAACAACAACAAUAAAUGCUGCCGUCGAUCGCGCACAAUCGUCACGACGAAUUACAAGGCUCAAAGCCAAACUGUUGCCAGCCAUUGUGGCAGCACGCGCGGAAACCAACACUUUGGAGGAAUCGACCGCAUGGAAGACAUUAACAUCACAUCCCAACUCGCUGGUGCAACUGUUUCCGUCACGUGCGAUGCUCGUCGUGCAAGAGGUGGUGCGUUCGCUACGUAAGGACACAAAUGUUGUAAUCCAAUCUUCUUUGGGCAAAAUUCGAGGACGCUUUCAGAAGUAUAGGUCCGGCGAACGCGGUGGCUACUACAGCUUCAAGGGUAUACGCUAUGGCGAGGCACCAAUAGGAGCCCGGAGAUUUCGUGCGGCGGUGCCUGAGAAGCCUUGGUUUGGUGUGCGCGAUGCGUCACGUGAGGGCAAUAGCUGUCCGCACAAAAAUAUGAUACUAGACACAUUCAAAGGCAAUGAGGAUUGUCUGUUUCUGAAUGUUUUCACCACACGAUUACCCAGAGAGGAUGAUGAACUACAGUUGCCUGUUAUGGUAUGGCUGCAUGGCGGCGGCUACUCCUUCGGCUCUGGCAACACUUUUCUAUAUGGCCCCGACUAUUUGGUUGCGGAGGAUAUUGUCUUAGUCACACUCAACUAUCGCUUGGGUCCUAUAGGCUUUUUAACAGCAGGCCCCGAUGCGCCGGGUAAUCAGGGCUUGAAGGAUCAAGUGCUUGCCUUGAAAUGGGUACGCGACAACAUCGCCGCUUUUGGCGGUGAUCCAAAUCAAGUCACAGUUUUCGGUGAAUCCGCUGGUGCCUCGUCCGUGCAAAUGCUGCUCCUCUCGCCACUCGCCGAAGGUCUAUUCCAUCGCGCGAUCUCACAAAGCGGUUCAGCGCUGAAUCCGUGGUCGAUGGCCGAUAGUUCGUCGGAACGCGCUUUCCGUUUGGCCGCCAAUCUAGGUUAUGUGGGUGCCAAUGAAACGGAUGAGAUAUUGGAAUUUCUACGACGCGUACCCGCUAUGAAACUGGUGGAGGCUGCGCCUACGACGCUUACAGUUGAGGACUCACGCAACAAUAUCGGCUUACCGUUCGUGCCGGUGGUGGAGGGUUAUUGGAAUACAGAAGGUAGUAGAGAAGUAUACUAUGAAGACCCCUUCAUGACGCAACAUCCCAGUGAAAUGUACCAACAACACAAAUUCCAUAGCAAUGUGCCGUACAUGACGGGCUACAAUACACACGAAGCCAUGCUUUUCAUACGAAGACUACGUAAGAAUCCAAAACUGCUGGAGAUUAUCGAAAAUGAUUUCUCGCGCAUGGUGCCACGUGAUCUCAAUGUUACCGACGAGCGUGAGCGCGUAACGCGAGAUAUACGUCAAUUCUAUUUAGGCAACAAACAAGUGGGCAUUGAAUCCGUGGACGAAAUGAUUGCUCUUCUCACGGAUCUGAUGUUUCUGCAGGGCAUACGCAAGACAGCGCGCAAUCACGCUAAAUACGGCAGCGCGCCUGUUUACAUGUACCGUUUCUCGUACGACGGCGCGCUGGGACUCUACAAGCGCAUGUUGGGUCUUACGCGUCCCGGCGUGUGUCAUGGCGACGAAAUGGGUUACUUAUUCAAAUUUGGCUUCUUCAACUUGAGCUUAGAUCCGCGCUCAACCGAGGUGCUCGUGAAGAACCGUAUGGUGCGCAUGUGGACGAAUUUCGCCAAAUAUGGCAAUCCAACGCCGCAAAAUGUGGAGGAUACAAUGUUGACCACCAACUGGACGCCCAUAAAUCCACAGACUGUGAUGGAAGAUAUUAAUUACUUAGAUAUUUCCGUUAAUCUGAACAUGCGCAGUAAUCCGGAGCCAGAGCGACAACAGUUUUGGGAUUAUAUGUAUGAGCACUUUAACGGUGCCGCCAUGUAGUCACACAAAACUCACAUUAAUAUUUAUAAAUAACGGUGCACCGCUAUUUACAUUCAUUUCGUAAAAAACAAAAAUUCAUUCAUAAUGCCAUAAACCAUAAGAUAAUUACGUCACAAAAACAGCAUACGUUGAAGUUUUAAGGGGCACCCUAGUGAGACGGCCUAAAUAAAAGCGAUUUUUGGGAAUUAAAAACACAACAAUUUCUAUCCCAGCUAUAUGCUAUAGUGGUCCGAUUUGAACAAUUUCUUUGGAGAUUGUACAGUUGCUUUGGAGAAUAAUUAAUGCCAAAUUUCAUGACGACAUAUCGUCAAAUAAAAUAGUAUUUAAUACAAGAAUAUGAUUUAGAUCGUUGUUUGUAUGGCAGCUAUAUGCUACAGUGGUCUGAUAUCGACUGGUACAACACACAAACAGCUUCUUGCGAAGAAAAGGGCGUGUGCAAAAUUUCAGAUCGGUAUCUCAAAAACUGAGGGAAAAAAUAGAUUUUUUUUAAUUUUACAAUAGGUGUGCCCUUUAAGUAACUGCAUGUGAUCCUCAAAUCGUAGAAAAAUAAAUUUAUAAAAUAUCCGUGGUAGUUAAAGUUCAAUCAUGCAUAUACAACACACCACUUUCGCCACUAAUUUCAAAUAUCUAACUAAACUGGAACGUUCACCUGCGCUUCAUUGCAUCGUAAAAACAUUAAUUUAAUUCACUAUUAGUUUAAAGUUAGCAUUAAUAUUGAUAGUUUAGCAAUUAAGUACGAUUUCACGACAUUACAAGAUUUCUUAUGGCCAGUGCAUUUACAAUAUUUAUGUCUGUAUGUUUAUUCGAACACACAUACUUACAUAUAGAUACAAGUUUUUGUAGUUUACAACUGUUUUGUUUCAUUUGUAUAUAGUCAAAUUUCAUUAACUGUUGCAGCGCUUUAAGUUAUCCUUUUAAACUUUUAGUUUUUAAAAGUGUAAAUUUUGUUAAAAAUAAAAUGGCAAUUACAUUUUUUAUACAUUAAAAUAAAAUUAAAUAAAAACCGUAUAUUU